This is a messenger RNA of Lolium perenne, 1669 nucleotides long. NCBI's taxonomy places the organism in Eukaryota, Viridiplantae, Streptophyta, Magnoliopsida, Poales, Poaceae. The record is from RefSeq and is a predicted model, not a curated record.
UCAAAAGUACUGCAAUGGGUAGCUGACCAAGUUUCUAGUAGGGAGAAAGUGGGCGGGAGGCGGGAGCAAAGGUUAAUUUACCUGACGUGCGCCAAAAUGUAUUUCUCUCGAAACACAACAUGUCAUGUCUUGUCCUGUGUGCAGUGCUACAUAUCUGCGUGAGCGCAGAGCGAGAAACACCAUUUCCCGUUUGCUUCCACGACCAUCGAGUCCGUCGGUGAAGCUUAGCUUGCCACUCGCCCACUCCGUCGGUGAAGCAGCUGGGUGUGGCAUCUUGAUUCUUGCAUGCAUCCAUGGCGGGGAGGUUCCUCCUGACGCACGACGUCUCCGACCUCUGCAUCGGCAAGCCGGCGCUGCGGUGGCUGCCGCCGUCGUCCACCGUCGCCCACGCCGUGGCCGAGCUCGACGGCGGCGGCCCGGACGCGUGCGUGGCCGUGUGGGACGGCUAGGGGACGACAGCCGUCGCCGGCAGGGUGCGCAUGUCCGACGUGGUCGUCUUCCUCUGCGCCGACAGCAACCUCGCCUCGCCAGCAGCCGCGCUCCAGGCGACGCUCGCCGACCUCCUGGUGGCCGCCGCAGGCGCCAACGCGCCGCCCGUUCGCUGCGUCCAGCCCCACGUCAGCGUGCUGGAAGCGGUGGACGCCUUGCUGGGUGGCGCGCAGUGCCUCGUGGUGCCCAUCCAGGACAACCGGAGGCGCGGGGCGCUGGAGGCCGGGGUGACCAUGAUGUGCUGGCUGACGGUGGAGGACGUGGUGCGCUUCUUCCUCGGCUCCGUGGCGCUCUUCUCCGCAACCGCCUCGCGCUCCGUCUUCGACCUCGGCGUCGUCAGCCCGGCCCUCUCCGUAGCGGCCACCGACGGCGCGCUCUCUGCCGUCGCGCCGCUCCUCCGCACUGCCUCCGUCGCGGUGGUGUCCGGCGGCCGCAUCGAAGGCGAGGUCUCGUCGUCCACGCUAUGCUCCCUCGACCCGUCCCUCGCGGCAGCCGCCUUUGCCACGCUCUCGGCCGGCGAGCUCGCGUCCUUCGUCGACUAUGUCCCGACGACACGAGAAGCCGCCCUCCGCGUAGUCAGGUCGCGCAUCCGCCGACGUAACCUCCACGGCAUGCUCGACCUCCUCGACGGCCACGAUGACCUGUCGUCCCCGUCUUCGUUGUCGUCUUCAUCCUCCCCAUUUUCCUCUUCCUCUUCGGACGACGACGAGGCGGCCUACAACACGAGGCCGACAGGCAAGCACGGUUCAUGGUCGAAGGGGAGGCGGGCGGCGAGGGAACCCAUCUCAUGCCGGCGUGGGAGCUCGCUGGUGGCGGUGAUGGCGCAGGCCGUCGCGCACCGCGUGACGCAAGUCUGGGUGCUUGGCGACGAGGAGGAGCUGGUGGGUGUCGUCGGGUUCCUCGACGUGCUCCGGGUGCUCCGCCGCCACCUCCUACACACACCAGCCGCGCACGUCUAGAGCCGGACGAACGGCAGCAGAGUAGCUUUGUUCAGCAAGAGCAGCAGAGUAGCUUGGUACUAACAGCAUCUCUAUCAGAUCCCGCAUUCCCGCAUCGCAACGCCCAUCCGCAUAAUAACAAAAAUGCUAGACUUACGGGAAGUUUCCUACGGAAAUUUUCUACGGGGUCAUGUGGAGUUGUUCGGUUGGUGCAAAACAAUUCCAUCCCGUGAUUUUAGGAA